Messenger RNA from Didymodactylos carnosus, 1088 nucleotides. The record is from the annotation of a GenBank genome assembly. Lineage: Eukaryota; Metazoa; Rotifera; Eurotatoria; Philodinida; Philodinidae.
CGCUUCGUUCAACAAAAGUUAUAUAAAUAAAAUUAGACUAAUUCAAACGUUUUAUUAUGACAAGCUAUAAAUGGUUAUUAUUUGAAACACAAGAAAAAUCUACUAAAGCAAUUAAUCAUCUAAAAGAUUGUCGCAUUGAAAGUAAUCCGCCUGGUAGAAAACCUUAUUACAGAACACAUCCUGAAUUACUUCCAGAAUUAAAAAAAUUAUUAAACACACACAGUGGAGAAGCACAAGAUCGUAGAAGAGAUGACACAGUUCGUUUUAACGGCUUAUCUAUAACAGAUUGUAAUAAUUAUGUCAAACGUCGAUUAUCACGUCGCUAUCCAAACAUUUAUAAAUUAUCUAAUUCAACCAUACAUCGUUUAUUUAUACCACCAAAGAAAAAUGUGAGAAGUCAAAAGUUUUACAAAUCAAUUAUUCCAGCGAAAAUUCCACAAAAACAAAAUUCCAAAUGCCAACAUCAUCCAGAUUUUAUAAUAUAUCAUGAUUUUCCAAAAGCAGGUGUUAAAAUCACUCCAGCCGGCUAUGUUCGUUUAUGGCACCAUCGUCGUUCGUCUAGUGCCAAUUCAAAUUCAAUAUCAGCAUCGUUAUUACGGAUGAAAAGAUCCAAAUCAUGUGAAUCAACUUUGUUCAAACUAAAUGGAGAAAUUAAACAGGUAGCCGAUAAACGAAAUCUUAAACAUGUACAAUGGAGUAAGUCGGGAAAAAUUUUUCUCCGCCCUUUUGGUUCAACAUCAGAAAAAGCUACAAGUCAAGUACAUAUUAAUAAUCUACAACAAAUAGCCAUAGAAAAUAACUGGUUUUUACAUCGCAGCGUGUUAACAAUUAUAUCAGACAAUGGUACUGAUUGGAAAACAGAGUGCAUGGCAAAUAUAUACAAUUUCGGAAGAUUCUGGGAAGAAAACAAACCAGAUGUAUUAAUCUGGGUUAGUUACGCACCAGGCAACAGCAGAUAUAAUCCAAUUGAAAGAAUAUUUUCACAUUUAACAGAUCUAAUUGCAAAAGUAACAAUUGAUCUUGAUCCAACAUUUUCAACAAUUAAUCACCAAUUGGACUCAGCAUUAGUUGAUUUAAAUAAAUAUUGA